This is a messenger RNA of Paramormyrops kingsleyae, 2330 nucleotides long. The record is from RefSeq and is a predicted model, not a curated record. NCBI's taxonomy places the organism in Eukaryota, Metazoa, Chordata, Actinopteri, Osteoglossiformes, Mormyridae.
AUUGGUACUUCAAUUUGUUAGCAUGUACUCAAACAGAGGAGGCUGAUAUUUACUUCCUCAUUGACCAAUCUGGGAGCAUCCAUCCCCCUGACUUUAAGGAAAUGAAAGACUUUGUCUCAGAAUUCAUCAAGAUGUUCAAGAUCGGACCAGAUCAGGUGAGGAUAGGCCUGGUGAAGUACGCCGAUAAUCCCACGACAGAGUUCGAGCUGACACGAUACACCGACAAGCAGGAACUGCAGACGGCAGUGCAGCAGGUGCAUCAGGUUGGUGGGGGUACAGAGACAGGAAAAGCUCUGUUCUCCAUGUCAGCACUAUUCCAGAAGGCGGCCGAGACUCGGGGAGAAAAGGUGCCUCAGAUCCUGAUCACUAUCACGGAUGGAAAGUCAACGGAUUCUGUUAUUGGUCCGGCCCAAGGAUUAAAAACCCAGGGCAUCACCAGUUAUGCCAUUGGUAUCAAAGAUGCUGAUGAAAAACAGUUGAGUGAAAUCGCCACCUCUGAAGACAAGAAGUUCUUCAUCGAUAAUUUCGAUGCUUUGAAACCCAUCAAGGAUCAUGUGGUCCAAGAUAUCUGUUCCCAGGAAGCAUGCAAGGAAGUCAUUGCAGACAUCAUGUUCCUGAUCGACAGUUCUGGCAGCAUUGACCCUGAGGACUAUAAUAAAAUGAAGGCAUUUAUGGUCUCCAUUGUGAACAAGUCAGACAUUGGUCAGGAUAAAGUUAAUUUAGGAGUUGUGCAGUACAGUGAUCGACCAGAACUGAUAUUUGAUCAGAAAACAUUCUAUGACAAAGCAAGUAUAACGACGGCCAUUAAUCAAAUGACGCAAUUAGGCUCUGGCACCCUAACUGGUGCUGCCCUCACCGACUUGUCUCAGUACUUUGAAAAAUCCAGGAAAGGCGUUAAUCAGAUUUUGAUCGUCAUCACCGAUGGGGAGGCCCAGGAUGACGUAAAGAUCCCUGCCGAGGCACUGAGAGAUAAGGGGAUUUAUAUAUAUUGCAUUGGCGUGGCUGAGGCACACCUCACCCAACUGGUGGAAAUUACCGGUUCAAGGGACAGUGUCUUCUUUGAAAAAGACUUUGAUGCCCUAAAGCUUUUAGAAAAUAAAAUCCUUGUUGGAAUCUGUGAAAAAACCGAGUGCAAAACAGAGGUGGCAGACAUAAUGUUCCUGAUAGACGGCUCUAGCAGCAUCAGCGAUGUCCAGUUCCAGAGCAUGUUGACAUUCAUGGUGUCCUUAAUUAACGACACUGACGUGGGACCGAAUCGAGUGCGCAUUGGGGCCAUCAGGUAUGCUAACGAUCCCAAGUUGCUUUUCAAUAUGACGAAACACACCAGCAAGACUGCAGUGAGAAGCGCCCUUAGUGUCCUGACGAAUUCUCGGGGCAAUACCUACACCUCCAAAGCCCUCCAGUUCUCCAAGAUAUAUUUUGGUAAGGAGCAUGGUGGCCGCAGAGAUGAAGGUGUUCCCCAGAUCCUGAUGGUGAUAACAGAUGGCCGGGCCACAGAUGCUGUUGCGCUGCCAGUGGCAUCCAGGGGUGUUCUGGAUGCUGGCAUUAAUGUCUAUGCAAUCGGCGUAGCAGGUGCUAUCAAAUCUGAACUGGAGACUAUGACUGGCAAUGAAAGUAAGGUCUACUAUGUAAAUAAGUAUGACUCUCUACCUGGAAUUAAGAAGACUCUCUCCCAAGCUAUCUGCAAUAUAUCCAAACCAGAAUGUACACUGACUAAAGGGGACCUUGUCAUGCUGAUCGAUGGGUCAGAGAGCAUUUCCCACGAGAACUUCAUGAUCACCAAGAACUUCAUGGCUAACCUUGUGUCCAAGCUGGUUAUUAGCCAGGAUCGCUGGAGGGUAGGCCUGGCACAGUUUAGUUCCAAUGCUCAGGCUGAGUUCUUCCUUAAUGAACAUUAUACUGCGGAUGCUGUCAUAAAUGCGAUCAAACCUGUGAAGCAGCUGGAGGAAGGGACGAAGCUUCAGAAAGCUCUGGAAUUCGUGGCAAACUUCUUCACAGCCAGUGCCGGCAGCAGGAUUGGCCAGAGGGUGCCCCAAAACUUGUUGGUGAUCACAGAUGGGGAUUCACAUGACGAGUAUUGGAUUCCCGCAGAAAAACUGAAGGCAAAAGGAAUUCAUAUCAUCGUGAUUGGCAUAGGAAAAUAUGAUGGGGAGGGCCGCUUGAGGCUGUUACAGAUCUCUUCCAAUAAAAGGAUUCACUUUGUCAAGGAUUUCUCGGAACUGAAAUUGCAGCAUGUCAUCACACAUGUAUUUGAUGAUCUGUGUACAAAACCAUCAGAAACUCCUCCGAGUAAGUGUAGUAAAUGUUUUUUUUAAGCAUGGUCGACAUCU